UUUUUCUCUCUUUUAACUACAAGUCUACUACAACUUCCAAUAAGAGAGAAGAGACAGAGCAUUAAUGGAGUCACCAAGCCUUCCGAUGACGGCCAAAGACUGGACCACCACCAGUCUCCACCGUGUCUUCGCCAUGCAAGGCGGCGAAGAUGACCUCAGCUACGUCAACAAUUCCGAUAGCCAAGCUUUGGCUAUAACCUUAAGCAAACCAAUCCUUAUCUCAUCUCUCCAAUCCAUCAAACUCUUCUCCGACCAAACUCCCAUCAAAAUCACCGAUCUCGGCUGCGCCACCGGCUCCAACACGUUUACUACCGUUGAUACGGUGGUUGAGACGUUACAACGGCGAUACACUGCCAGGUGCGGUGGUGGUGGGUCGCCGGAGUUUGAGGCUUUCUUCUGUGAUUUGCCUUCUAAUGACUUCAACAUGUUGUUCAAGUUGUUGGCUGAGAAACAGAAAGUUGACUCGCCGGCGAAAUACUUCGCUGGCGGCGUUGCUGGUUCGUUCUAUGACCGGCUUUUUCCCAGAGGAACGAUUCAUGUCGCUGUGAGCUUAAGUGCCUUGCACUGGCUCUCUCAGAUACCGGAGAAAGUAUUGGAGAAAGAAUCAAGAACGUGGAACAAAGGGAAAACGUGGAUAGAAGGAGCAAAGAAAGAAGUAGUAGAAGCAUACGCAGAGCAAUCAGACAAAGAUUUGGAUGAUUUCAUGAGCUGUAGGAAAGAAGAAAUGGUGAAAGGAGGAGUGUUGUUUGUGUUGAUGGCUGGGCGUCCUUCAGGCUCAAGUAGUCAAUUUGGGGACCAAGAUACUCGAGCCAAACAUCCUUUCACAACUACCAUGGAACAAGCUUGGCAAGAUUUAAUAGAAGAGGGUUUGAUAGAUGAAGAAACAAGAGACGGUUUCAAUAUUCCGGCGUACAUGAGAAGUCCGGAGGAAGUGACGGCCGGAAUUGACCGUUGUGGUGGUUUCAAGAUAGGGAAAAUGGACUUCCUGAAAAUAGUUGAAUAUUCAGAUGAGAAACAAGAAGAGUGGAAGAAAGAUCCGGUUUCAUAUGGACGAGCCAGGACCAAUUUGGUUCAAGCUGCUAUUCGUCCUAUGGUUGAUGCUUAUCUUGGACCAGACCUAUCUCAUGAGCUCUUCAAAAGAUAUGAAAAUCGUGUUUCUACAAACCAAGAAUUUCUCCAUAUAACUUGUUUUUAUGGAGUCGUCGUGUUUUCCGCCAUCCGAGUUUAAUGUUGAUAUAAUUUAGCUAUAGAUUAUAGAUAUGAACGGAAACAUUUUUUUUUUAUGAACGGAAACAUAUGUUAUGCAAAAAAAAAAAAAAAACAGUUAUGCUUUGUUCGUUUCCAUGUAAGAUUUGUGGUAGUUCAUCAGAUGAAUUAUGUGCGCUUGUUUAAAUUUCUGAAGCUUGUAGGGUUGCAAAAAAAACAAAAACAAAAAC
Messenger RNA from Arabidopsis thaliana (thale cress), 1436 nucleotides. RefSeq names its product gibberellic acid methyltransferase 2 (gene GAMT2). Gene Ontology annotation, molecular function: methyltransferase activity; gibberellin A4 carboxyl methyltransferase activity. The coding region runs from base 65 to 1228 and encodes 387 amino acids. The transcript has 3 exons. The record is from RefSeq and is marked reviewed. NCBI's taxonomy places the organism in Eukaryota, Viridiplantae, Streptophyta, Magnoliopsida, Brassicales, Brassicaceae.